AGGAAGAUCCGCAUUUACAACUGCUGGUGAAGUGUUGCCAUAACAGGCAAGUGGCUAACGCUAAUGUUUGCUAACUAAUUAGCAGGAUAGGUGUCGUUGUGUGUGUGAGUGUUCCAGUCUGAAUCAUGGAACAGUGUGCGUGUGUUGAGCGGGAGCUGGAGAAAGUGCUUCAUCGCUUCGUGAUGUACGGCCACCAGUCGGAGGAGAGGCUAGACGAGCUCCUGCGCAGCGUGUGUGAGAUACGAGGACAACUAGUUGCUUUUGGAGUACAAGAUGCAGACCUAUCAGUCCUAUCUCAGACUAUGGCACAGUGUUGUAAGAAUAUCAAAGAAACAGUGCAGAUGCUAGCAUCGCGACAUAAGGAUAUCCAUGGCAGUGUGUCAAAAGUGGGCAAAGCCAUUGACAGGAAUUUUGAUGCAGAGAUCAGUGCUGUGGUGGCAGAGACGGUGUGGGACACCCCUGAGAGACAGAAAUACCUGAGUGAGACGAUUGUGGAGCACCUGUACAGACAAGGGAUGCUGAGUGUAGCAGAGGAUCUUUGCCAGGAGUCUGGUGUAGUUAUAGAUAUGAGUAUGAAGCAGCCUUUCCUGGAGCUGAACAGAAUCCUUGAGGCUCUAAGGAUGCAGGACCUCAGGCCGGCACUGGAGUGGGCCGUGACGAAUCGGCAGCGUCUCCUGGACCUGAACAGCAGUCUAGAGUUCAAGCUGCACCGCCUGUACUUCAUCAGCCUGCUCAGUGGAGGAAUAGGCAACCAAAUGGAGGCCCUGCAGUAUGCUCGGCACUUCCAGCCCUUCGCCUCCCAGCACCAGAGAGGAAGAGUCCCAUCUUCACCUUCAGAUAUACAGAUCCUGAUGGGCAGCCUGGUGUACCUGCGUCAUGGCAUUGAUAACUCUCCGUACCGCAGCCUGCUGGAGACCAAUCAGUGGGCCGAGAUCUGUAACAUCUUCACCAGGGAUGCCUGCUCUUUACUGGGCCUCUCUGUAGAGUCUCCUCUCAGUGUUAGUUUUGCAUCAGGCUGUAUGGCCUUGCCUGUGCUGAUGAACAUCAAGCAGGUGAUAGAGCAGAGACAGUGCAGUGGAGUCUGGACGCACAAAGAUGAGCUGCCUAUUGAAAUUGACCUGGGGAAGAAGUGCUGGUACCACUCUGUGUUCGCCUGCCCAAUCCUCAGGCAGCAGACCUCAGAAAGCAACCCCCCCAUGAAGCUCAUCUGCGGCCACGUCAUCUCCAGAGAUGCCCUCAACAAACUGACUAACGCUGGGAAGUUGAAAUGUCCGUACUGCCCCAUGGAGCAGAACCCUUCACAUGCCAAGCAGAUCUACUUUUGAUAGCGCACACUUUCUUCACGAGUAAGGAUGACGUUCCCUGGAGCUCUUUGCAUUUCCAGGACCAUUUGCUCUGGCCCUUUUUCCCUCUGUCCCUGGCCUCUCGGCCUGUUAUUGUAAGCAUUAAGGUUUUAUCCCAGUGCUCCUCUGGACAGCCUUGGACCCCCGUAACCCACCUCGGACCCUUCAACUUUGCGUAGUAUACAGAGUCCAGCGGGGAUGGUCCGUCUACAACCGGUAGUAAAGUGAGGAGUCUGUCAGUAAUGAGAACAUCCUCACGAAGAAGCACUUCUGGAAAAGGUUCAUUCAUUGAAACUCAUUUGCAAAUGCCUGCAGAGUUAUAGGCUUAUCUUUUUAAAGUAUGUAAUGCUUUAUAGUGUUUGUUUUUUCAGCUUUAUCGACCGUUUGAGUUGGAUGACUGCUUCUUUUUUUCUUUCUCCUUUUUUUGUGACUGAAGCAGUUGAAUGAUAAUGAAUGUGUGGGUAAAUGGUAUAGAUAGGCAGUUUCUGAUUUCAGAAGGAUAAUUAACGUUAUUAUACAUGAGGAAGAAAGGCAGGAAAACAAACCGAGUUGAAGGAAUAUUAUUUGCUGGUGGAGGUCUCUCAUGAAUGGAACUCUGGAUUGUGACCCAUUAAUCCUCCAUAAUGUAAUAAAGGCCUCACUUAGCUUCAAUGUCACUUUGAGCUGAUGUUUCCGUUUGAUCAGUAAAACAUUUAACUCAUCAAAGGUGGAACAGCUUUCUUUUUCUUUUGUUUGCGACUUACGGCACCAGCAAGAUUUUCCUCAUUGUAGAAGCCAUGUGUCUUGUUCUAUGUAUGUAUUUAACAAACAGUGACAAAAAGGAAACAAAAAUAUAUACUACUGUGAAAUGUGCUUUGUUUCUAUUUUUCAUUGCAACCGCCACAACGGCUCAUGUAAAAUAGUAAAUUAAACUGAACAGCAACAUGCAUAAUCAACACUACUGCGUAACUCUCAGAACUAGCGACUCUACAGUUCACAUCCUGUUGUGCCAUCGCCUCACUCUGCCCCACAUUGUGUAUCCUAAGCUUGCAAGCCAUGUGAUUUGGAGAUGUAAAAUGGUGUGACGGUAGCCGUAUGGUCUGACUUGCAGUGACUGUAGGCUUGUGAUUCAGCUUUACUCGUCGUGGGUGGGGAAGAAGUCCUCUGAUCAUUGUGGCUGUUGUUUAAUAUAUACUUAGAAAAUGCCUCUGCUGCGUAGCUUUUAUUUCAGAUGGAGUCAGAAUAGAAAAACCUUCAAAUCAAUGCAUUUCCUCAGGGCUCAUUGUAACAGUUCAUACCACACUUUUUGAAAUAAACACUGCAGCUGCAUUGACUUAAGUUCGAUUCAUACCACACCUUGCAGUUAGUAUUAAAGUUGUACAUUAAUAUAAGGAGUCUUGAACAAAGAUGACACAUUUCACUGGUGGGGCUGAUAGUUUGGGUGAUGUUGGAGUUUGUAUAUAUUAUUCAGCUGUGGGGGGGGGGGGGAGAAAGUGUGUCACAAGGUCCAAGGCAUUUGGAUGUACAAUACAGUUUGUUUUAGAUGAUCAAUACUAAUAGUGCAAGUUCCCCGUGUCCUCUUGAAAAAUGGUAAUGUCAACUCACAUUAAAGUGAGGCUAAUUAGUUUUGCAUCGCACCAGCAUAACUCACACUGACAACGCAACAUUACACUCAUUCAGAGUUUAAUAUAAAUGCCUUUGGUUUUUAUUUGGAAAAGGGUUAGAGCACAUGUGUUGUGUGGAUUUUCACUGAAUUUCGUCUUUUUUUCUUUGGUUGACAAUCAUUCAUAGCUUCUUCGAGUGUUCCUUCAGAUAGACUGCUAGCGCUCCGUACCCCUGUCGUAUUAAUUUUGUUGAAUGUUUGCAUUUCCUGCUUUUGUGUGUUAUGCACCUUUUAUUGUAAAUAUUUAUCCUCUAACAUGUUUCAUAUACUUGCAUCUGAAAUGAAAAUAAAAAUUUAUACUCCAAGUCA
Molecule: messenger RNA, 3294 nt
Organism: Trematomus bernacchii (emerald rockcod)
Lineage: Eukaryota; Metazoa; Chordata; Actinopteri; Perciformes; Nototheniidae
Gene: rmnd5b
Product: required for meiotic nuclear division 5 homolog B
Exons: 11
Coding region: 126-1325 (399 amino acids)
Biological process (GO): proteasome-mediated ubiquitin-dependent protein catabolic process
Cellular component (GO): GID complex; cytoplasm; nucleus
Molecular function (GO): protein binding; ubiquitin protein ligase activity
Source: RefSeq, a predicted model, not a curated record